Somion occarium is the source of this 1531-nucleotide messenger RNA. Lineage: Eukaryota; Fungi; Basidiomycota; Agaricomycetes; Polyporales; Cerrenaceae. The record is from the annotation of a GenBank genome assembly.
UUAAUGUGAGUAUUGAUCGAUCAAUGCAAGCUACAUUCGUGGUCGUCAGACGCGUUGACGAUGACACCCAACGUUGACUCUCCCCUAUCCAUACGAAGGUAUUUCUAAGGGACAACGACCACUUCAAACGUUCCUUGCUACACAUUCUCAGAUAGGACUCAGACAUGGCAGGCCGCAUUGAUGUCCAUCGUAUCAUCGGGGAAUCCGCAGCGUGGUCAGAAGCUAACGAGCAUGCAUUACUGGAACCCUUUACAUACAUCAAUAAUAUUCGAGGCAAAGAGAUUCGAGGACAAAUGAUUGCAGCCUUCAAUACGUGGUUGAACGUUCCUGAGGACAAGCUUCGCGUCAUCUCCAAAGUUGUCAGCAUGCUGCAUACGGCAAGUCUAUUAAUCGACGAUAUCGAAGACGAUGCGCAAUUACGACGGGGAGUGCCUGCGUCGCACAAGAUCUAUGGUAUCCCACAAGUUAUCAACUCUGCCAACUACGUGUAUUUUCUUGCUUAUCAGGAGCUCUUCUCUAUGCGGCGAGAAGCCUUGGAAGAUGCUAAGAAUAAGUCAUCUGGGGAGGCGAAUCAGAAGAGAUUGAUUUCAGUGGACGAUCUGGACAGCGUAGUCACUUCAGAACUCCUAAACCUUCAUCGAGGCCAAGGUCUCGAAUUACUUUGGCGAGACUCGCUGCAGUGCCCCACGGAGGAAGACUAUAUUAGCAUGGUAAAUAAUAAAACUGGCGGCGUGUUCCGGAUCGCCGUGAAGCUGAUGAUGGCUUAUGCCACUAUGAAUACUGACAUUGACUAUGUGCCGUUGGUCAACCUUAUUGGCGUUCACUUCCAAAUUCGUGACGACUAUAUGAACCUACAGAGCACCCAAUACGCCGAUAACAAAGGAUUCGCAGAGGAUCUAACUGAGGGGAAAUUCUCAUUCCCUAUUGUCCACGGCGUGCGUUCGAACACUUCCAACAGACAAAUACUCACUGUUUCGUGCAUCUCAUUUCAGACGUCCUGCAGAAAAGACCAACAACGCCGACACUCAAGAAACAUGCGAUCAGCUAUCUCAAAGACCAGACGAAAUCUUUCGACUAUACAGCCACGGUGUUGGCUUCAUUGGAGAAUGACAUUCGAGAGGGACUAGGAAGACUUGGCGGAAAUCGUGCGCUUGAGGAUAUCAUAGAUGCUUUGCAUGUGGAUUCACCAGGAUCAUGAUGUGGAUUACAUGUCAGUUAUUGAGCACACCUUCAUCAGUACUUCUAGUGGCGAUCCUCCUAUCCUCGAAGCGUGGGAAGCGCUUUAGCGACGACCAUGUCGGUGCCUACACAGCAUGUCUUUCAUUUUCCCGCAAGUCAAGACGAUGCUUGCUUUUAAUCCUACUCGAGUACACCCAAUAACGGUACUUAGUCUCUCUAGCACACAAGCUUAAUCCCACGAUGAGUUGUAGUUCCGACUAUGCAGCAUACUGAUAUGCAUACAGGGCGUGCAGCUAUCUAUACACGUUACCUUGCUAUAAUUAGAUCUUUUCGGACGAACUGAAAGAUAAGU